AGCUGUUUUUUCUCCAGUUACAGUUGAAUGGGAUUAUGUCAAAGCUCUCCUACAUGGGUGCCCUCAGAUCAGAUUUUGCUGCUGAGCGGUGACGGGGACGGUUCCUGACGCUGUUGAGUUAAACCGCUUCAGAGAGUAAUGGAGCGGUUCACCAUGUAGACAGCAUCCGUCGGGAAGCAGGUAGAAUGGGAAACCACAUACGGAGAGCCGUCGGUCUGCAGCCGUGGUGAGCGCAGACGUGCUCAGGACCUCAGCCGGGAUCUCACGGAUGGCUGUCGCGUAACGCAGAGGAGCUCUCGUCAACUGCGGACCGCGGACAGGAUCUGUUUUCUUCAUCCUCCUCUCUCACCUCCUGUUCUCUCUUGCGUUACUCUCGUUUUUUUUAGACACCUGUUCUCCAGCUGCACCAGGGACUCCUUCUCUGCCCCGUGUGGCAUUUUCUCUAUUUUUCCCAUCUGCUUUAAAGAAAAGCUACCAAGCAAUACUCAGUCACCAUGGGUGACAUGACAAAUAGCGAUUUUUACACCAAGAACCAAAGAAAUGACAGCAACCAUGAAGGGGGAUUUGGAUGCUCGCUCAUGGAGCUGCGUUCCCUCAUGGAGCUCAGAGGAACGGAGGCGGUGGUCAGAAUUCAGGAGGACUACGGAGGUACCGAGGGACUGUGCCAGAGGCUGAAAACCUCGCCGACAGAAGGUUUGGAUGGAGUUGCCACAGAUCUAGAUAAAAGAAGAGAAGUCUUCGGGCAAAAUCUUAUACCUCCAAAGAAGCCAAAAACUUUUUUACAGUUAGUGUGGGAAGCGUUACAAGAUGUGACCCUCAUUAUCCUGGAGAUUGCAGCGCUGAUCUCUCUGGGACUGUCCUUUUAUCAGCCGCCUGGAGAGGGCAGCGAGUCCUGUGGGACGGCGAAUGCGGGAGCGGAGGAUGAAGGGGAAGCGGAGGCUGGUUGGAUCGAGGGGGCAGCUAUCUUACUCUCAGUGGUCUGUGUUGUUCUGGUCACUGCCUUCAACGACUGGAGCAAGGAGAAACAGUUCAGGGGUUUACAGAGCCGCAUCGAACAGGAACAGAAAUUCCAGGUGGUGCGAGGAGGGCAGGUCAUCCAACUCCCUGUGGCAGAUAUUUUGGUUGGCGAUAUUGCACAAAUCAAGUAUGGUGACCUGCUUCCAGCUGAUGGGAUCUUGAUACAAGGCAAUGAUCUGAAGAUUGAUGAGAGUUCUCUGACAGGGGAAUCUGACCAUGUGCGCAAAGCUGCAGAUAAAGACCCCAUGCUUCUCUCUGGCACCCAUGUGAUGGAGGGCUCGGGUCGAAUGCUGGUCACGGCUGUCGGAGUGAACUCUCAGACUGGGAUCAUCUUCACUUUGCUCGGUGCUGGAGGAGAGGAGGAAGAGAAAAAAGAGAAGAAAGGUCAGGCUCUGGAGGAUGGCCAUCAGCUGGCAGACUGCUCCCAUCCCUCCUCACACCCCAUCGCAACUAUAGCUACCGAUGGUGCGGCAAGUGCAAAUGCCUCUGGUAAUACCAGCCUAGUCAAUGGUAAAAUGCAGGAUGGAAAUAUGGAGAACAACCAGACCAAAGUGAAGAAGCAGGACGGUGCUGCAGCGAUGGAGAUGCAGCCCUUGAAGAGCGCAGAGGGCGGAGAGACCGAUGACAAAGAGAAGAAGAAAGCCAAUGUCUCCAAGAAAGAGAAAUCUGUUCUGCAGGGAAAACUGACCAAGCUGGCCGUACAGAUCGGCAAAGCUGGUCUGGUGAUGUCUGCCAUUACAGUCAUCAUCCUGGUGCUUUACUUUGCAAUCGAUAACUUUGUGGUUCUGAAGAGGCCAUGGCUGCCGGAGUGUUCACCGAUCUACAUUCAGUAUUUUGUCAAAUUCUUCAUCAUUGGUGUGACAGUGCUGGUGGUGGCCGUUCCUGAAGGUCUUCCUCUGGCUGUCACCAUCUCUCUGGCCUACUCAGUGAAGAAAAUGAUGAAGGAUAACAAUUUGGUACGCCAUCUGGAUGCUUGUGAGACCAUGGGCAAUGCCACAGCUAUCUGCUCAGACAAGACUGGCACACUGACGACCAACCGGAUGACAGUAGUGGAGUGCUAUGUGGGCGAUGUCCAUUACAAGGUGAUACCAGACCCCAGCUCCAUCCCACCCAAAACUCUGGAUAUACUGGUCAACGCUAUAUCCCUCAACAGCGCCUACACUACUAAAAUACUGCCUCCAGAUAAGGAAGGAGGUCUUCCCAAACAAGUGGGCAACAAAACCGAGUGUGGCCUGCUUGGUCUGGUCCUGGACCUGAAGCGAGACUACCAGACCGCCCGGAACCAGAUCCCAGAGGAGAAACUCUACAAGGUGUACACCUUCAACUCCGUGCGGAAGUCCAUGAGCACCGUCAUCAAGCUUCCAGACGCCAGCUUCAGAAUGUACAGCAAAGGAGCGUCUGAAAUCGUCCUCAAAAAGUGUACCCGUAUUCUGAAUGAGACGGGGGAAGAGCGCGUCUUCAGACCGAGGGACAGAGACGAGAUGGUGAAGAAAGUAAUCGAACCCAUGGCCUGCAACGGGCUCAGAACCAUCUGCGUGGCCUACCGUGACUUUCCUGCAGACCCGGAGCCCAACUGGGACGACGAGAACAACAUUUUGACUGAGCUGACCGCGAUAUGUGUUGUUGGAAUUGAGGAUCCUGUCAGACCCGAGGUGCCCGACGCCAUCAAGAAAUGCCAGCGUGCUGGAAUCACUGUGCGUAUGGUGACCGGAGACAACAUCAACACGGCACGAGCCAUCGCUAUCAAAUGUGGCAUCAUCCACCCUGGAGAAGACUUCCUGUGCAUCGACGGGAAGGAGUUCAACAGGAGGAUCAGGAACGAGAAGGGAGAGGUUGAGCAGGAGCGCAUUGAUAAAGUGUGGCCUAAACUGCGAGUGCUUGCCAGAUCCUCACCGACGGACAAACACACGCUGGUCAAAGGUAUUAUUGACAGCACGAUGGGGGACCAGCGGCAGGUGGUUGCUGUAACUGGUGAUGGGACGAACGACGGACCGGCCCUCAAGAAGGCAGAUGUGGGCUUUGCCAUGGGAAUCGCGGGGACAGAUGUGGCCAAAGAGGCGUCUGACAUCAUUCUGACGGAUGAUAACUUCUCCAGCAUCGUGAAGGCUGUGAUGUGGGGACGCAACGUCUACGACAGCAUCUCCAAGUUCCUUCAGUUCCAGCUGACCGUUAACGUGGUGGCUGUGAUCGUUGCCUUUACUGGAGCCUGUAUCACACAGGAUUCUCCUCUGAAAGCAGUGCAGAUGUUGUGGGUAAACCUGAUCAUGGACACGUUUGCAUCUCUGGCUCUGGCCACCGAACCUCCCACUGAGUCUCUGUUGAUGAGGAAACCCUACGGCCGAAACAAACCCCUGAUCUCCAGCACCAUGACUAAGAACAUCCUGGGCCAUGGCGUGUACCAACUCAUCAUCAUCUUCACACUGCUGUUUGUGGGCGAGCAGAUCUUUGACAUUGACAGUGGCAGGAACGCACCGCUGCAUUCUCCUCCCUCUGAGCACUACACAAUCAUCUUCAACACCUUCGUCAUGAUGCAGCUCUUCAACGAGAUCAACGCACGCAAGAUCCAUGGAGAGAGGAAUGUGUUUGAUGGCAUUUUCAGAAAUCCCAUCUUCUGCUCCAUUGUUCUGGGCACUUUCGCCAUUCAGAUCGUGAUUGUUCAGUUUGGAGGGAAACCGUUCAGUUGUUCUCCUCUGGACCUGGAUAAGUGGAUGUGGUGUGUGUUCCUGGGGUUGGGAGAACUGGUCUGGGGACAGGUUAUCUCAACAAUCCCAAACAGCAAGCUGAGGUUCCUCAGAGGUGCUGGUCAGCUGUCGAAGAAGGAUGAAAUGCCAGAGGAGGAGAUGAACGAGGACCAGGAGGAGAUCGAUCACGCUGAGAGAGAGUUGCGGCGAGGGCAGAUCCUCUGGUUCAGAGGCCUCAACAGAAUCCAGACUCAGAUACGUGUUGUGAACGCAUUUCGUAGCUCCCUCUACGAAGGCUUGGAAAAACCUGAAUCCAGAACCUCCAUCCACAAUUUCAUGACUCAUCCAGAGUUUAGAAUAGAGGACUCCACACCUCACAUUCCUCUCAUUGACGACACCGACCUUGAUGACGAGGCAGCCAGGAAGAACUCCAGUCAGCCCUCAUCUCCCAACAAGAACAACAACGCCAUCGACAGCGGCAUAAACCUGACGACUGACACAAGUAAAUCUGCAGCUUCCUCCAGUCCCGGGAGCCCGCUUCAUAGUCUGGAAACAUCACUUUAGCCACCUCAUGUGGGAGACCGCUCAAAAAUCAUCAUGGACUCUACAUUUAAAAGCGCUCCGGAGUGCACACGAACAUGGAUCGUGUACUGUUGACUGUAUGUGUGGUCGCGCCACAUUCUUUUAUCGAACGCAUGAAUGACGACUAACUUGCGGAGCGUCUCGAGAAACAAUACAAGAGCGCAAGCGCAACGCUCCCACAUCCUGAGGAAACAACAGACUAUAAUGAGUAAUUUAAAUCAAUUUCAGCUAUUAUCGUUGCUCCUGCAUGAAUGUACAUUACCCAGGUUUUUAUUUGGAAACCUUCAUUUUUAUUUAAACGGUUUUGAUUUGAUUUGAUGGGAUGUGCGGUGGACUGCUAAUUUAAGACAGCUUCUCUGAUUCACUGAUCUGUGAGUAUUGUGUGUGGCAUGUAUCUAAUUGUAUAGAUUUAUUUGGUUAUUGAUUAAGGUGUAUCCAGGUUGCAGGACUCCGAACUUGCACAAUAGAUUUGCACCUGUUGGAAAAAGAGAUCCCAUGGAAAUUAGAAUUUAUUAAGCGUACAUAUAUAUUUAUAGACAUAUUAUAAAUAUAUAUUUACAGAGUUUAACUUUAUUUGUUGGCAUGUUGCCUUGUUCUGCUUCAAUAACUACUUUAACUUAUUUAUGUCCUAAAGAGAAUGUAAUUUGUUUACAAACCUGUAGAUAUGUCCUGGUUUCUUUGUAGGGUUUAAAACUUCUUUGUAGGGUUCAAAACCACACGGCAGACAUAGUUGGAACAGCUCACGUUGUUCAGUACUCCUGUAAUAUUCGACUUUAGAUGUAUUAUUUCCAAUUGUGCGCUGGACUUGCCUGCUAUUUUGUCAAAUAAUGUAGAUAUUUUUAGAAGAUAACAAAAGAAACCAUAAUAUAGUGGGAUAUAUCAUUCACGUGGCAUCGAAGUAUUAAACAAGUGUCGGGAUCGAUUGCUCUGAGCACCCCGAAAAUAUACAAUCGGUUUGGCUAGCUUCGAAGGUUUUGGCGAUGAACUUGUGGUCGGCCUCAAAUGUGAGCAGAUAUAUCAGGUUGGAUUUAAAUAUCUUCUUUAGAAGUACAUACUAUUUAACAUAAAAUAGUUUCAGUUCUGUGUGACCAUAAGAAGCUGCGAUGGGUUUUAUGUUGGAAACAUGUAAACUAAGUUAUAUUUGGCAUCUCUGUAUGGAAAUCAAAAUUGUGUUCAAAUAUUGUGAUUUAUUGUGUUGAUUCUUCUUUUUGACAUUUAAUUUGUAUAUUUCUUUUGGUUAAAGGAAAUGGACCCAGCUGCUGAGCUGACGACACUUUGAACAACUGAAUUAUGUCAUGUAACGAUACAAAAAUAAGGAAUGUUGCUUUUGCCUCUUUUCUUAAAAAAAAAGAAAAAAAAAAGAAAAACCCAAACCAACAACAACAACAAAAAAUAUAUCUAUAUAUCUAUAUAUAAAUUUAUAAUCCUUUUCUGCACUAUCAGGAUAUGAAUGAAUUUCUGUGGUGUAAAUUUAGAUGUGCUUCUGUGUUCAAAUCAAGCUUGUCUUCCUGCAGUCAGUAAAUAUACUCUAGCAUCUCAACAGUAUUCACUAGUCGUUAACUAUUUAUUGUACUCUAGAAGUGAAAGGACAAAUGGGGGUCUGUUGGAAGGCACACUUAUGAAGUCACCCAUGUUAUUCAUCGAUAUUCUUUGGAAUUUGAAAGGCAUGAUGUCAUACACUUAAUAUGCAACUCAUUUUUCUCCAUCGUUCUUAAAUUGAAAAGUUGUUGACAAUUUUACUCAUCGAGAUAAGGUGCAUAAGCUUUAACUGUUAGCUCAGGCAUACUCAACGAGAGAAAUAUAUAUGAAAAAAAACAGACAGAUUUGCACCCCCCCCCCCCCCACCAGAAAUUGUUUUCCUUUUAUCAUGUUAAAGGUAUGGUUUAUUCACCCUCACGCCGUUCCAAAAGCAUUAUGAAAGCUUCACAGAAGUGAGCUGCAUGACUUCUAUUCUAUAUAAAGGUGACAUAUCAUGAAAAUCUGACUUUUCUAGGUUUUAAGUGCUAUAAUCAGGUCCUUGGUGCAUCUACCAACCAAGGAAACAUGAAAAAGAUUAACCUAGUAACUUUGUUUUGGUAAGUUUUUUCUGCAAGCGUCUGAAAAAACGAGUGUGUCUGAUUUCACUCCCCUAGUUACGUGGCAAAGGGAUCUCAUUAUAAUAUCACUGCCCCUUAAUCUGUAAGUUUCCACCCAUGGCACUAUCAUUUUUGCAAACGACAACAGUGUACAUCUUUUAAUGCCAUUGGGAAAGUUUGAGCAAAACACACUAACUGUUCUGUCUUUGGCUGCACAGACGAGCACAGAACACUGUAUAGAGUCCCAGCCUCAGAGGAGACAGAGCAGUGGAUUUAUUGAUUUAUUUACUGUAUAUUGCUACUGCCACACAGACCUAAAAUAAACAAGCAAUUUAUUUCCCAGCUGUUUACCUUCACGGACACAACCAACUCUUUUUGUAACUCGUGUGUUUUUAACAUAAACUCGUGUGUGAAUGAGAACUUAGUUUAGUACUCACAUGCUGUAACAGCCACUUUCUGUCUGUGUGCACUCAGAAAACUCUUUAUCUGAAGUUUAAACUAAUAUGGUUUAAAAUGCAUGAUUUCAGUGCAAUAAAUAGAUAAUCAGAACCCAAACAGAUGUUAUUUAGCAGGUACUGGCUGUAAUGGCGUAGCCCUAUACUGAAAAAGGGGGUGGGGUGGAGCAGCUAUUUUGCAUUUAAAGAGAUAGGCACAAAAAAACAGCUUCCUCUCAAAAUAGGCAUUUUCAAAUGAUCUAAUAAAUGAUCUGUUUGGUAAUUUGAAUUGAAACUUCACAGACACAUUUUGGGGACAACUGAGACUUAUAUUACAAAUUUAAAAAAUGGGCAUAAUAUGUCUCCUUUAAAGACAUAUGAAACAACAGAAGUAGAUUAGAAUAAAGGAAUUACCUACAGAAAGUCAUGACCUCCUCCGUAGCUCUCCUUGGUGUGUGAGAGAGAGCUAAUGAUGAACAAACUGAUCUUUUCAAUUGAUCGGCUGAUGGGUGAACUAUCCCUUUAACACAUGUCAAAGCCUCAUUCACAGUCAUUCCCAGACAGCAAGCAGUUUCGGCCCAGGUCUGGCCCAUAUCUGGCCCGCAUGGAUUUCAUGCGGGCCAGAUGUGGGCCGGAUCUGGACCAACACUAUGUUGCUGUCUGGGUUCUGUACACUGACCAAAAGAAUCACCUCUGACACAUAGAAAGGCAACGCAGGGGAGUUUCUCUGAAAUGUGCGUGGACUGCAUGACUCCAGAAAAGAUCUUUUACAGUAUGACUGGCCACUUCAGUUGAAUUCAUUUUAGUUCUGUGCCCUUGUGUUGAAGGGCCUAAUAACGGAUGCAGUUUAAAAUGCUUAACUAAUAAAAUGGAAGGAUGGCAGCAUUCUAAUAAUAUUGAAUAAUAAUAUUUCUUGCAAUACAUCAGCUUCUAUGUACUGUACUUAGCAGCAUGCGUUUUGUGGAACAAAGAGCAUACGACGCCACAGGUACUUUUGGCGCACUAGCAAUUUAUGGGCAAAUGAAAAGUGUUCAUCCAUCUUGUUUUUAUGAAUUUUAUAAUCUAUACAAUAAUUGUAAAUAAACAAACUCAAUGUCUUUGUUCAUUUAAUACUAUGCAAAAAGUCAAGCUUUCUGAUUGUUUCUCAUCUACCCUAGAGUGUGUUGCUGGAAUGUUUGUGGUCAACAAGUCAGUAAAACAACAACGGCAAAACUAAUUGUGAUGUAAAUGAUUUUCUAGCCUGAGAAUAUGAACUGACUCUUGUUGCUUCACUGUCCAUACCACGAUUCCAGACAGGAGCGCAAGUGAUACAAAUGAAAUGAAAGAAAAAAUGACAAAAAAACAAGCACUUAAUAAAUUCCCAGAGAAGCAUG
Carassius auratus (goldfish) is the source of this 8162-nucleotide messenger RNA. RefSeq names its product ATPase plasma membrane Ca2+ transporting 2 (gene atp2b2). The transcript has 23 exons. The record is from RefSeq and is a predicted model, not a curated record. Gene Ontology annotation, biological process: calcium ion transmembrane transport; regulation of cytosolic calcium ion concentration. NCBI's taxonomy places the organism in Eukaryota, Metazoa, Chordata, Actinopteri, Cypriniformes, Cyprinidae. Gene Ontology annotation, molecular function: ATP hydrolysis activity; PDZ domain binding; P-type calcium transporter activity. Gene Ontology annotation, cellular component: plasma membrane; postsynaptic density membrane; intracellular membrane-bounded organelle. The coding region runs from base 495 to 4262 and encodes 1255 amino acids.